GGUUUUAUUCGGCCUGGAUUUUGCUCGUCUGCCUCGUUCAAGUUUCUAUUAUUUAAAAUUAAAACUUGUUUUUAUUUUUAAUUUAUUCCAAACAAUAAGAAUAUUUCCAUUGUAUUUUAUAACUUUCAUAUUUAAAUUUAAUUUAUUUGAAAAAUGUCUGCUAAAGUCGGUGAUGAAAAGCCAAAGUACAAAGUUGCUGACAUCAACUUGGCGGCCUGGGGCGAGAGGGCAAUUGAAAUAGCUCGCAACGAAAUGCCGGGUCUGAUGAUGAUGCAAAAGGUUUAUGGUACCAAGAAGCCGCUGAAGGGGGCCAGGAUAGCUGGGUGUCUGCACAUGACGGUUCAAACUGCUGUCCUCAUCGAAACCCUCGUUGAAUUGGGUGCUGAGGUGCAGUGGUCGAGUUGCAACAUCUUCUCCACACAGGACCACGCUGCAGCUGCCAUUGCAAAGCGUGGCAUACCUUGCUAUGCCUGGAAGGGUGAGACAGAUGAGGAAUAUUUGUGGUGCAUUGAACAGACCUUGUUUUUCCCCGAUGGCAAGCCCUUGAACAUGAUCCUCGACGAUGGUGGAGACCUCACAAACAUCGUUCAUGAGAAACAUCCAGAGCUACUGCCUGGCAUCAAGGGCAUCUCGGAGGAGACGACGACGGGCGUGCACAACCUCUACAAGAUGCUCGGCAAGAGCCAACUCAAGGUGCCCGCCAUCAACGUCAACGAUUCCGUCACUAAGAGCAAAUUUGACAACCUGUACGGCUGUCGAGAAUCCCUGGUAGAUGGAAUCAAAAGGGCAACAGACGUCAUGCUUGCAGGAAAAGUGGCUCUGGUUGCAGGCUAUGGAGAUGUGGGUAAGGGCUGUGCCACUGCCCUCCGAGCCUUCGGGGCCAGAGUUAUCAUCAGUGAGAUUGAUCCUAUCAAUGCACUGCAAGCUGCCAUGGAAGGUUAUGAGGUGACGACAGUGGAGAAUGCACUGAGUGAGGCUCGAAUUUUUGUGACGACGACAGGCUGCAAGGAUAUCAUCACCGGAGCCCACUUCCCUCACAUGCUCGACGAUGCCAUCGUCUGCAAUAUUGGUCAUUUUGACAUUGAGGUGGACGUGAAGUGGUUGAAUGAGAAUGCGGUGUCGAGGGAGACGGUGAAGCCGCAGGUGGAUAGGUAUACACUGAAGAGCGGCAGGCACAUCAUUCUACUGGCCGAGGGACGUCUGGUCAAUUUGGGCUGUGCCAUGGGGCAUCCGAGUUUCGUUAUGAGUAACUCGUUUACUAAUCAGGUGCUGGCGCAGAUCGAACUGUGGACGAGGACAUCUCACUAUCCGCUGGGUGUACAUUUCUUGCCUAAAAAAUUGGAUGAAGAAGUGGCCUCUCUACAUCUGGACCACCUGGGAGUCAAACUCACCAAACUGACCCCCGAACAAUCGGCAUACCUGGGAAUUCCCAUCGAGGGCCCAUACAAGCCUGACCACUACAGAUAUUGAUUGAUUGAUUGAUUGAUUGAUCGAUUGGUUGAUUGAUUGUUUGAUUGAUCGAUUGAUCGGUUAAUCGAUUGACAUCAGUAAUAUUAGCUACACGUUUCGUGAUUUCUUUCCACAUGCAUAUUUUAAUUUAUAUUGAUUCUGUGAGAAAGUUUAUGACGCCAACUUCAUUUUAUUGGUCGGGUGUUGGUCGAGCUUGGCAUUAAUUAUGUUAAUAAACUAGGCUGGCUGGUUUGUUUUUAAUCGUUAAUGAUGAUAAUGACGUUUUCACAGACGAUUUGCAAACCCUGCUCUGGUGUCAAUAUUUGUGCUAGGAAUUUAAUUUAUCAAUUUAUUUUUAAAAAAAAUCAUACGACAU
This is a messenger RNA of Helobdella robusta, 1825 nucleotides long. RefSeq lists its product as hypothetical. Gene Ontology annotation, cellular component: cytosol. Gene Ontology annotation, molecular function: adenosylhomocysteinase activity. Gene Ontology annotation, biological process: L-methionine cycle. The record is from RefSeq and is a predicted model, not a curated record. The transcript has 10 exons. Lineage: Eukaryota; Metazoa; Annelida; Clitellata; Rhynchobdellida; Glossiphoniidae. Bases 154 to 1470 code for a protein of 438 amino acids.